Molecule: messenger RNA, 5492 nt
Organism: Hemibagrus wyckioides
Lineage: Eukaryota; Metazoa; Chordata; Actinopteri; Siluriformes; Bagridae
Gene: tbcelb
Product: tubulin folding cofactor E-like b
Exons: 10
Coding region: 347-1639 (430 amino acids)
Biological process (GO): protein folding
Molecular function (GO): alpha-tubulin binding
Source: RefSeq, a predicted model, not a curated record
UCCAGUGAUCAGCAACAAAAACAAGUAGGGCGACCUGGAGCUGGCUCGGGGUCGCCAACAGAUGAGCAUGGCAAACAUCUUUUAUAUACAUUUAUACCACAGUGCAGUUGAAUUCACAAAUCUGAUUGGCUAGAACAUGUUUACUACUUUUCUAAAACAGCAGCAGACAGCAGUGCCAGCUGCAACCUGAAACACAGGAAAGAAGAAUGGCCAUUCUGUGACUGUGUGACCAUUUGCACCAGCAACUGGAGGCUGAAGCGUAACAUUGCAGUUGUGGAGGUGUUUGGUGAUCAGAGCUGGACAGCACUAGGACCUUCAGCUGUGUGGUGAAGAGACAAAAGAAAAGAUGGAGAUGGACAUGGAGGAUGAAAUAGGACGCACUCUGGUUCAGGUCAUCAGCGAGAAGUACAACCCAGACAACUUCCCGUACUGUCGUGGGCCUGGUGCAGGCGUGGUGAUCCGCACCAGUCCUCAGGGUUCUCCAGUCAAAGAUCGUCUAAAUCUGCCCAGCGUGCUGGUUCUGGAUAGCUGUGGAAUAAGUCACGCAGGAGAUGAGGAGGAAGUGGCGACAUUUUGCGCUCAUGUGGUGGAGUUGGACCUGUCUCAUAACCAGUUCAGAGACUGGGGAGAGAUCAGUAAGAUUCUAUCUAACAUCCCUCAUUUGGACUUUCUCAAUCUGAGCAUGAAUCCUCUGAAGGGCUCCAGCCUGGAGCCUGGAGGUGCUGAAGCCUUCUCAGGCCUCCGCCGCCUCGUCCUCAACAACACACACAUCUCCUGGGACAUGGUGCACAUGCUCACGCAAGAGAUCCCUGAUCUGGAGGAGCUCUUCCUGUGCCUGAACGAGUACGAGUGUGUGAACUUGUCACGGGUACCCUGCCCAUCGCUGCGCCUGCUGCACAUUACUGAUAAUCUGCUGCAGGACUGGGGCGAGGUGCGCAAGCUAGGCCUCCUGUACCCUCGUCUGACAUCACUCAUCCUCGCUAAUAACUCUCUCUCCUCCAUCCGUGAGCCCGGGGACUCCCUGCAGUGCCUGUUCCCGAACCUGCACAGUAUAAACCUGCACAACUCAGGUCUGAAUCGCUGGGAGGACAUUGAGAAGCUCAAUUUCUUCCCGAAGCUUCGGGAAGUUCGUCUAAUGGGCAUCCCUUUACUGCAGCCUUACACUGACCAAGAGAGACGAUACCUUUCGAUAGCACAUUUGCCUUCUGUGACUGUUCUGAAUGGAAGUGUGGUGACAGACGGAGAAAGAGAGGAUGCUGAACGCUUCUACAUCCGCUAUCACCUGGACUGUCCUGAGGAUGAGUUACCACAGAGGUUUCACAAUCUCGUGGCCCAUUAUGGCCGUCUGGCACCACUUGCAGAUGUGGAUUUGCGUCCAUUGAGCUGUGCCCAGGUUGAGCUGCACUUUGGGGACAACACCGAGCAGCUGGAGCUCCGGCUUGACCAGACUGUGGCUGACCUGAAGAAGCAGCUCAGGCCUGUGGUGCAGCUGCCGGCCAACAAGAUGCGCGUCUACUACAUUGACAGGCAGCUGGGUUACGCACUAGCACCUCAGGAGCUCAAGUAUGGAGCCCGAGCCCUCCAUUCCUACAGCAUACGGGAUGGAGAUGAGAUCCUGGUAGUGCCAAAGUGUCAAUGAAUGAAGUGAUAUGAUCACAGAGACAGUGGUUAAAAAGGGACCAAUUGAAAGAAAAAAUAAUUUUAAGAUCUCCCAGUAAAACCAGUGUAAUCUAUGAGUUCCAAAUCAGUUUAUAAAUCAGUGAAAAAUUCUGAGAGAAGGGCCUAAAAGUCCUAAAAGCUGACCAUUUACUAUGUUGAACCUGGGAAAUCUAAUGCUGUCCAGCAGAAAUCCCAAAAGACUAUAAACUGGGAUGUAAAAAGAUAUUUGAGGCUAUGGGACAGUGGUGUAUUUUUUCCCCCAAAGAUAACCAAGAUUUUAAAGGUUUUAACUCGUCCUGUGUUAUACAUACAAUAUGCAUAUGUGCUUGAGAAUUUCAGGAACAAGUUCCGUACAUUUCCAAAUAGUAUUUUACCACUGCAUAAUACACACUAUUUUUAAGACACAAUUCUACAUUACAGUCUUACACAUAUAUAUAUAGUAUCUCACAAAAGUGAGUACACCCCUCACAUUUUUGUAAAUAUUUUAUAACUUUUCAUGUGACAACACUGAAGAAAUGACACUCUGCUACAAUGUAAAGUAGUGAGUGUACAGCCUGUAUAACAGUGUAAAUUUGCUGUCCCCUCAAAAUAACCCAACACACAGCCAUUAAUGUCUAAACCGUUGGCAACAAAAGUGAGUAGACCCCUAAGUGGAAAUGUCCAAAUUGGGCCCAAAGUGUCAAUAUUUUGUGUGGCCACCAUUAUUUUCCAGCACUGCCUUAAUCCUCUUGGGCAUGGAGUUCACAGGUUGCCACUGGAGUCCUCUUCCACUCCUCCAUGAUGAUAUCACAGAGCUGAUGGAUCUUAGAGACCUUGCGCUCCCCCACCUUCCGUUUGAGGAUGCCCCACAGAUGCUCAAUAUGUUUAGGUCUGGAGACAUGCUUGACCAGUCCAUCACCUUUACCCUCAGCUUCUUUAGCAAGGCAGUGGUCGUCUUGGAGGUGUAUUUGGGGUCGUUAUCAUGUUGGAAUAUUGCCCUGCGGCCCAGUCUCCGAAGGGAGGGGAUCAUGCUGUGCUUCAGUAUGUCACAGUACAUGUUGGCAUUCAUGGUUCCCUCAAUGAACGGUAGCUCCCCAGUGCCAGCAGCACUCAUGCAGGCCCAGACCAUGACACUCCCACCACCAUGCUUGACUGUAGGCAAGGCACACUUGUCUUUGUACUCCUCACCUGAUUGCCGCCACACACGCUUGACACCAUCUGAACCAAAUAAGUUUAUCUUGGUCUCAUCAGACCACAGGACAUGGUUCCAGUAAUCCAUGUCCUUAGUCUGCUUGUCUUCAGCAAACUGUAUGCAGUGCGUCAUCUUUAGUAGAGGCUUCCUUCUGGGACGACAGCCAUGCAGACCAAUUUGAUGCAGUCUGCGGCGUAUGGUCUGAGCACUGACAGACUGACCCCCCACCCCUUCAACCUCUGCAGCAAUGCUGGCAGCACUCAUACGUCUAUUUCCCAAAGACGACCUCCGGAUAUGACGCUGAGCACGUGCACUCAACUUCUUUGGUGGACCAUGGCCUUGCCCACCGUGCUGCAGCUCAGUUUCAGGGUCUUGGCAAUCUUCUUAUAGCCUAGGCUAUCUUUAUGUAGAGCAACAAUUAUUUUUUUCAGAUCCUCAGAGAGUUGUUUGCCAUGAGGUGCCAUGUUGAACUUUCAGUGGCCAGUAUGAGAGAGUGUGAGAGCGAUAACACCAAAUUUAACACACCUGCUCCCCAUUCACACCUGAGACCUUGUAACACUAACAAGUCACAUGACACUGGGAGGGUAAAUGGCUAAUUGGGCCCAAUUUGGACAUUUCCACUCACUUUUGUUGCCAACGGUUUAGACAUUAAUGGCUGUGUGUUGGGUUAUUUUGAGGGGACAGCAAAUUUACACUGUUAUACAGGCUGUACACUCACUACUUUACAUUGUAGCAGAGGGUCAUUUCUUCAGUGUUGUCACAUGAAAAGAUAUAAUAAAAUAUUUACAAAAAUGUGAGGGGUGUACUCACUUUUGUGAGAUACUGAACAUAUCUCAGUGUAUAUAGAGUUCACAAAGCUCUCAUUUUAAACACACUUCAGAUCCAGCUAAAGAAAGCUUGCCUCGUGAUAUUGACUUAGUGAGUCUGAUAAGGUCUCAUGCUUUGAGCUAUAGUUUUCCCUUAAUUGUAGUAGAGCUCCCUGUUGCAUGGGGGGGGGUGGGGGGGGUUAGAGAAAGAAAUGCUGCUUUAGCUUUUCCUAGAGGCUAGCGCUGUAUGAUGAAUGGAUCAGGACUGACCUAGUCAACGGCAUGUUUGUGUUCGAUUGCUGCAGAGCACACAGAUCUCCGGCUGGGGUAACACCAUCUCAGUCACACAGCCAGGACGGGUGGCUUUCUCCCUGCUUAGAUUACAAUAGGGUCACCCACCACACUGAAAGCUCUCUGGGUUCAUGUGUCUCUUCACAUGCAGUUCACAUCCUCAUGCCUAGCUUCCCUUAUUACGACCACUUAAUGUUUGCAAUGGGGUGGAACCCAGCUUCACAUCACAUGGGAAUCUUGUCAUUUGAUAUUCAUUUGCCUGAGCAACCUUCCUUUUAUUCCAUUUAUGCAGAGAUGCCUUUGAGGCUUUUUGGUGAUUGCUGGUCCCCUUGGUCAGUUUCCUGUGUCAUGUUGGUGCACAAGUAAGACUUGAUAUGCCAAGUUAGUGUUUGUCAAAGCUGGCUCACUGUGAAAAAUAGGUGGGCAUGAAUAAACCUGCUGUAAUUUGGCAAUCAAUCCAUCAGCAGUUGUAUUUAAUGUGCUUUUCGGGCAGGUUAUUUAUUAAGGUUAUUAAUAAGACAUAAUUACAAUAUCCACAGUAUAUUUAGGCUUUCCUUGUGAAGAAAAAAGAGUUUAUCCAAAAAGCGUGUCAUAUGAGUUUGGUAUAAUUUAAUGUGUAACACAGAUUUCAAAGAAGUGAAUAAUGUUUUUUUUAAAAAUAUACAAAAAAUGUUUGUUUUCUUCAUAUGUGAUUUAUGUUGAGAUGCAUAUCAAGAAUUCAGGCUUUAUUUUUAUUGUCUUGUAUGUGUCCAAGAAGGCUAGCCACAUGCAUUUGAGCCAAGUCAUGUAAUGAUACUUAUUUUUGUUACCUAAUGGAAUGUUACUUGCUUUUGUCAUGUAAUGCACAAGUGUAUGAAAAUUUAUGAUCAUGUAUGAGUGGACAGUACCUUAUUACUGACAACUGAGUCAUCUGUUUUAAAAUGGUCAGUUCAUAGCACUCUUUACAUUUUAGCUUUAUCAUACCUUGACCUUCUGUUCGUUCCCAGCAAAGUGGCUCUAAUCCUAAACUGGCUUCUAGUGAUGCUUAUAUGGACAGAUUGUAUGCUAUCCCAUUGUGUAUAAACUCUACUGGGGACAUUAUUACAUGCUUUAGACUUGGUGUAGCAUGUUUGGUCUAUUAGAUAAAUCAUUAUUGCAUCCCAUGUGCUGCUUUUUUUUCCCCCAAAUGUAAACAGCUCAUUAGUGUUUUAUCUCACUAUGUCCUUCCUCUGGUGUUUGAGGUUUUUCUCAAAUAAUGCUUUCUCAAUACUUUGAUUAUGCAAGUCAAACUUUUUUAUGUAGUUUGGUAGCUAAUUAGAUCAGCCCUAAUUUCAUCUCUGAUUUGUCGAUUUGCUUUAUUCUGGUUCUUUUCACUAUGUCCCAUGCCCAAAGUGUUGAUUAGUUGCUGAAAAGGGUGAAAAGUGCUAAUGUGUCACUGACAGGUCUUUUUAUUCUCGCGGCGUUGCUCAGAGUGUGGAACAAGAGUUAUCACAAAUGAACAUCAGCUGCAAUAAUCAUGAAAUUUGGUGCUUUUAUUUUUCAACUGUCAUGUGUAAUAGCAGUAGAUGAAUAAACUGAUUUUUAUA